CCGCCAGGGGCUCCGUUUGGCCCGGGCAGCGGCGGCUGCAGACCCCCAGCCCCGCACCGCUGUGGCAGGCGCCAACACACAAUGCGGGACUAGGCUCGCAGCGGGAGGCCGGGGCGGCGUGGGGGAGGCACCGCGGCAACUCUGCACGGGGGGGAGUCCCAACGCAGGGCGUGGGGGCGGGGAGCAGGCGGCGCAGGAGAGCGCCCGGAGUCCCGGCGCGGGAGGAGGAGCGGGAGCGAGCCGGCGAAACGACGCUCCUGAUCGCACCUGCACCCGGCAGGCAGCCGGCCCAGCCCUGCCCCUGCCCCUACCCCUGCCCGCGGCCCCAGCCCCGCACUGAGUCCGUGGGGAGAUACCUUAAGACCAUGUAGAUAUCCAGCUCGUCAUCCAAAUUCCACCUCUGGAUUUGGCCGCCUUCCCCUCUGGGUCUGCAGGAACAGAAGCUCAUUUGUCAUUCACUCAACUGACAUCUGAGAACGUUCUUGCAACAGCUUCUCAGCUUUAUUUGGGCAGAGAGGGCUGUAAAGAGAAGGCUGGCGCCCUCUCGGUGUCGUUAAGGAGACGAGACUGGGGCUCACUCACAGGGACACAUGGAAGCCGCCCGCCCACUCGCCGAAGAUCAGCUGAGCCCCGGGACUAAUGGUUACUCACACUGCUGAGAAUGGCACCGUCGCCCAGCCAGGCACCAGGGCAAAGGAUAACCCAGGACACUCCUGGAGAGUGAUCCUGAUGUCUAUUCUGAGCUGCGCAUUCAAGGGUGUGAUAACAGCUGGCCUCAGUAGGCACCAUGGCUUCCGCAGAGCCCCUGACAGCACUGUCCCGCUGGUACCUGUAUGCCAUCCACGGUUACUUCUGCGAGGUGAUGUUCACAGCAGCCUGGGAGUUUGUAGUGAACUUUAACUGGAAGUUCCCAGGGGUCACGAGCGUGUGGGCGCUCUUCAUCUACGGCACCUCGAUCCUGAUCGUGGAGCGCAUGUACCUGCGCCUGCGCGGCCGCUGCCCGCUGUUGGCGCGCUGCCUCAUCUACACGCUCUGGACCUACCUGUGGGAGUUCACCACCGGCUUCAUCCUGCGCCAGUUCGACGCCUGCCCCUGGGACUACUCCCAGUUCGACUUUGACUUCAUGGGCCUCAUCACCCUGGAGUACGCAGUGCCCUGGUUCUGCGGGGCCCUCAUCAUGGAGCAGUUCAUCAUCCGGAACACCCUCCGCCUCCGCUUUGACAAGGAUGCUGAGCCCGGGGAGCCCGGAGGCCCCCUGGCCCUGGCCAAUGGCCACGUCAAGAUUGACUGAGUGCGGGGACUCUGGGGGGCGGUCUCUCAUGCACCCCGUGGGGAAAGGUACCAAGCCGGUGGAGCCGCCCCUUCUGUACAGCACAAGCCCCGCCCCAUCCCGGCCUCAGCCCCGUGGGGCCCACACAGCCCCCACACAGCCCCCGUGCCCGCCACUGUGAGCUGGUGUUGGGGGGCCGGCUGUCCAGGCAGCAGAGGUACUUUGGGAAUGGUCCAUGGAUCUCAGCCCGGCUCAGAGGUGGCAGCAGGAGGCCUGAGGCUUGCAGCAGCCAGAGGACACGGGUGACUUUGGAAGCAGCAGGCCCUGUCCUGGCUGAGGGACUCUUGAGAAAUGGGCAAAAGGUGGGAGGCAAGGUCUGAGGAGGCUUGGGGGUGCAGCCUCUGCCACCUGGCCCCCUCUCACCUGGCUUAGUUGGGCUUUGGCUGGUUCCAUUAGGCAAUAUUCAGGUGCUUGCUUGCAACCAAUACCUCCCCCGGGGCCUGCUGAGCUGCAGCCUAAGGAGAGAACGGGCAGCCAGGAGUCUGCUUGGCACCUGUGCUGCUCUGCAAGGGCUGGGAGGCCUUCCCUUGGCUCCUCUCCCCUCCCCCAGGGCUCCACGCUGCUUUCUUGGCCUUCUGGGGGCCCCCUGGUGCUGGAUUCCCACCAACCUUGGGCUUUUGGAGGUUUCAAUCCCUGUGUGUUCGGUGGCGUUUCCCCCUUUUCACUCUUAUUUUCAAGGCCUUUACCACUCUCGGCCCUGUAUCCAUGUCAAUCACCCCCCACCCCCCAACUCUGACUCCCCAGCCAACACAGCUGCUGCCCGAGAUAGGACCCUGACACAGACCCCGCCCACCCUCUGCAGCCUCCCCUCCGCUAUUACCCCAGCUGGGCUGUGGCAGUGCCCCUGGUGCUCUCCUCCACCCAUGCCCCUCCCUGCAGAGGUCCAGCUGAAGACGAAUGGUACCCGCAACACACAGGCCAAGGUGGGCCCCACAGAUCCACAGUGGGGACCUAGAGACAAAUCAAUGUGUGUGGCGGGUUGCCAUCAGGAGGCAGGUAAAGGCACACCUGACUGGUUUAUUUUCAAUCCAUUUGGGGCCAGUCUAGCCCUCUAGGGGAUGGGGGAGCACUAGCCAGUGUUGAAGAUCCAUGGAGAAUGAGUGAGGGAGACCCUUCCAUCCUUGGUGGGAGGGGUCACUCCUGGUUCUGCCGAAGCCCCAGCCCUGCAGCAAGACCUCCUCGGGGCCACGCCUCCUCACCCUUCUUAGCAAGGCUGACACUCUGAGCUUGCCCUUACACAGUAUUACCCUGCCAUGCUCACGGGCAUUGUCAUCUCGGUUGCCCUGCCUUCCUCUGCGACAGGUCCAUUGCUGGCAGUGGACAGGUGAAACCCUUCCUCCAGCCCACUUCCAGCUCUGCCCCCACUCACCAAGGGGAGAGGUCCAUCAGAACACAGCCGAUCCCAUGGUACAUGGUCUCUUCUUGACCACACUAUAACUCUUAGGUAGAAAUUAGCCUUUCCCUUUUUAUGGAACAUUAAAAAGUGAUAAUGCCACCAGC
Molecule: messenger RNA, 2830 nt
Organism: Artibeus jamaicensis (Jamaican fruit-eating bat)
Lineage: Eukaryota; Metazoa; Chordata; Mammalia; Chiroptera; Phyllostomidae
Gene: TMEM229B
Product: transmembrane protein 229B
Exons: 5
Coding region: 788-1291 (167 amino acids)
Source: RefSeq, a predicted model, not a curated record